Molecule: messenger RNA, 2997 nt
Organism: Exophiala oligosperma
Lineage: Eukaryota; Fungi; Ascomycota; Eurotiomycetes; Chaetothyriales; Herpotrichiellaceae
Exons: 2
Coding region: 214-2262 (682 amino acids)
Source: RefSeq, a predicted model, not a curated record
AUUGCUUUGCUCACCUCUUCUUCUCUGCCACUUCCUGCAGCUGUCGUCGUUGUGCACUUGCUUGUUUCCGUCUUGCAUUUAGCGAUUCCUGCCUCGCAUUAUACUGCCUUGGUGACCAGUCCCGCUGGUCAACCCCGCCUUUUCGCUGCAAACGACGCUCAGCAACAUCCUCGUGAUCAGUCGAUAAGAAACAACAAGAUAUCCGUGGCCGUGAUGGGGAGCCGUCGCUACGUCGACGAUGUCUCGAUCGACAGAUACGAGGACCGUCGUGAUUACUCCUCCAGAGGUGGUCGCAGGGUCUACGAUGAUCGUUUUACUGAAGAGGAGGUGGAUUUCCGUCGUGGAACCCCAGUACGUGAACGUGAACGUGAACGAGAACGAGAUGUACGAGAAGUCCUCGUCCGAGACGACGUCCGAGAGAGACCUGGAAAUACUCCCGCCUUCCUACGAGAGGACUACGGUAGGACUACUGCUGGCCCAGUGGUCUUACGAGCACGAGAACGGGAAGAGUUUGACUUCAUUCCCACUCGACCUCGUCGACGAUCACCUUCCCCAGAGCCGGAAAGAAAGGUCGAGAAGGAACAAAUCAUCAUCAGGGAAAGAGCAGAAUCAGAAUCCAGACCUCCGCCUCGAUUCAGAGAGAAAGAUCGGGAGGUAGAGCGGGAAGAAAUCAUCAUCCGGCGGGAUGAGAGAGAUACAGACAGGAGACCACCUCCUCCACCAUCUGCCCCGCGCGAACGGGAGAGGGAGGAAAUCAUCAUUCGUAGGGACGAGAGAGACCGUGAUGUCCGCCCUCCGCCGCCGAGAGACUCCAGGGAGGAGAUCAUCAUUCGCCGUGACGAAGACGACCGUCGCUCGCGCUACGACGUGGACUUUGACGACACACUCUCCAGGAGGAGCGAUUACGUCAGACGACCGGCGAGAGAGGCUGAGCGAGACGAGAUUAUUAUUCGACGAUCGGAACAGAAUCUGGACCCUAGUCGAUAUGAUGAUUAUGGCUUGACUCGUCCCAAAUCACAUGAGCGAGCCAGGUCACGAGUACGACGUUCCAGUAGCUCUGGGUCUAAUCAGGAGAUCAUCAUUAGACAGGAGGAGCGUGACGGUCGCAACCGUGAGCGACAAGAAAUCAUCAUUCGCAAGAACUCACGCUCUAGGUCGCCUAGCCCCUCUGUUGUUUCGGCUCCGCAAGCACCACCAGAGCCACAGGUCAUCAAUGCUCCUACCAUCCACCAAGAGGUUAUUACUCACCAUCGCCAUAUUGACCACGGCUUCGAGGUUGCCAUCCCGUCUCGGCCACGCCCAAUUACUCGGCCCCCAUCGCCACCAAGCCCACCGCUGUCUCCUCCGCACCCUCGCGCACACUCCGAGGAGAGGAUCGAGAUUAGUCGAACUCAGACCAGAAAUGGGCGCACGGAAAAUGAGAAUAUUGUCAUCGAUCGCAACGAAGGGGCCAGAAGCGUGGGUCCCUACACGCCGCCUCCUCCAGGACGAGAUUAUUACGACGCUCCAGUUCCCCGACGCGAAGGCUAUCGUGAAUAUGAUCGAGAUGUGCAGGAAGAGGCAGACUAUUACAAUAGCCGAGCCAUGGAGCGUGCCUACGUUGGGGAGGCAUAUCGUGGCGCCACGAGAGACUGGGCGAUAGUCGACGUUCCUCCUGGCACUAAUCGCGUCCGCAUGAAUGGAGCUGGUGGCGGAGCUCAAGAAAUUACCUGGCAAAGAUACAAUGGUGUUCGGAGGAGCAAGUUUAUGCCAGACGGAGAGGAAGGGUAUGGGGAGAUCGGUAGACCUGCCCCCCUGCCGGCACCAGCGCCAUUACCCGUCCCACCACCAGUUCCAGCGUCGAAUGGGGACAUUGGACGCCGAUAUGGUAGAAUGCCAGACGCCAAAGAAGGGUUAUGGACCGAGAUCACCAAAGAUCUCGUCGUCAAGGAGGCUAUCCAAGAGAUGGGCUAUGAAUUCGAGGAGACGGACGAUUUCUACUACAUCAUUGCCUACCUGCGAUAUGAAGAUGUUGCCCGCCUUGUCGGGCUAUCAGAGGACAUUCGUAAGGAUCGCAAAAAGCGCAUCAAGGAAAUGGCCUGGGAAAAUCGAGUCUUGCCACCACCAGUGGUGGAAGAACCUCAUCGUCCCUUGAUGCUUGAACCACCUCCACCCCAUCGCCCACGCCAAGAAUGGGAUCGAGAAGAGGAACGCUAUAUUGAGCGCGAAGUUGUGUAUCGAGGUGGACGACCUCCCCCGCCGCCGGGCUGGGUCAGACGUUGAUCGUCUAUUGAUGCAACAGAUACUUGUGUUUGUGUGUAUCGACGGAUCGUUGCACCUUUGGCACUCAGCGAAGAGCUACGUGAGUCUCCGGAUAUGUGUUUCCCCAGCGAGAUGGACUUGUCAACCACUGCCCCCAGGAAGAGUCAAGAUUCCCGCACAUACAGGUCAAGUACCUGCAAGCACCGUUAUGUCGAGAGCGACACGACAUUCAAAGGGCAUAGCGAAGGGAGACAAAAGCAGAAUGUUAUGAAGGCAUAUAUUUGACCACGAAACGAAAAUCCUUUAUUUUUGGCUGCUUUCAACGACGAGACGACUAUCACACUGGAAAAGAACUUACGAAGGACGAAUAAAUGACUGACACUUUGUUGGUACAGCUCGAGUUUUAGCUGUCCCUCCGAAAACUACGAACUUUGUUCUGGAAAUGUUCUGAUCAAUCUGGGAUUUCAUUUAUUUCAGCAAGCGAGGACUUUUAGGACAACUGAUUGAAUUGACUAAGCCUAACCUUUUCUUUUUCAUUUCAACGAAAUUUCAGGACGACAUGAGGAACGGCCUUUUUUUAUUUUAUUUUUUUUAUUUUUUUGACUAUCAAGAUAGAGUGAAUGGUGAGAGAUAUGUACAAGGACUCCUUGACCAAGUACUUGAGAAGUCAAAUAUGUCUGGUACGAAGUAGACUUGAUGAUACGGACAUAGUGGAAAGAAGAAUUCUACGUGGUAUCAAAUGCUGCCGUUGUUCCC